GUACUGUGGAUAUAGGUGUUAGUGCCUUCGCGCACCCCAUCGCAGUCAUCGUACGUAGCACGUGAAAUGAAAGUUAAAAUAGUUGCUUCAUUAGUCAAAAGAGGCAAGGAAAUAACUCAGAAACUAACAACUAGACCAAAAAAGGUCGGCCUCUGUUGUGUUCUGAGUCUGUUCAAAACUAGUAAAUUGUGAUUUUUGCGAGGAAAAUCGCGAGUGGCACAGUGCACAGCAAAAACAAAAGAGAAUUCUUGUCAAAAAAGGCCGUCAUUUCCCACAACGAGCGAAAACUGGAAUAAGGACGAGAAAUCCCAGUAGUUGAAAGCUAGUUUAACACGGCUCUAUGCUGUCCUUUCCAAAUAGUGUGAAUCUGGCCUUCAGAAUCAUAAUUAUUGACAACGUAGCAAGUUAGAGCUCAACCAAAAAGUAGCAGCUAUCGCAGUACUUGACAACUCAAGACUUCGCUAACCAUUGGAAAGAACUCAACAACGCAUCAUAAUACUGCCAGAUCUACACACCUCGUCACUACUCGUCGCUAGCCUAACUCGUAGCAAGCGAGGCCAUAUUUCAGUGAGAUCAGGUUCUCCAAUCCUGCCAUCGAGAACUUAAGUGCGAAUGAAAAAUCGUGAUUUUUUUGUCUUUACACUAUUUAUAUAACAUUUUGUAACGUAUAUCAGGAAAUCCAGUCUAGUUAGUUCUAAGUAAAUUUCAAUUGCAAUCAAGCUCGCCAAUAACGCCGAAACACGGAAAAACCAUCUGAAUUGUAAUUUGUCCAAAAAACACUGCCCAAGAUGGCCGACGUCAUCAGCGAUCCGGUAGUGGAAAGCCAAUCUGGGCAGCCCCAGGAAGACAACAAUAAUCAAAUCGAUUUUACUAAUUCUGUCGCGAAAUUGAAUGUUAACGGAGAUUCCGAUCAUCAGCAACAAGAUGAUACUGAGGGCAACAACAAUUACAUUUCAACCAAUAAUAAUACUGCUGAUAGUAAUAACCUUGAUGGCAGCCACAAGUCGAUAGGCAUACGCAUUCGUCGAACGUCAGAGAAAAUGUUAGGAGAAGAAACGGGUGGACGCAAGAAAUACUCAUUGGAUCAACUGUUGUCUCUGAAGGACGCCGCUAUUUGCAGAGAGAAGCCAACAACUAUACCGGAUGGGUGCAAGUCGAUUCUCAAAUCGUUUCAUCAUAAUCCAAUGAUGAGCACAAAUUUUGGCAACCAGGAUAAUUCGCUGCUGCCAAACUUCAUGAAGGGUGGUAUGGAUAGUGGCGGCAUGAUGGGUAAUCGGCCGUUGCCGGUGAAAAGGGCACCUUACCAGGGGCGUCUGUCAGCCAAGGAGAUGAGAUCUAGUGGUCAAGAUGACGUGGACGCCGGAAUAAUCAAGGUCAACUUGAACAUCACAGAGGAAGUUAAACUUCGAGAAUCAGCCAACGCAUGGAGGCCCAGGUUCCUUCAAAAGCAAGAGGAAUGCGACGAAGUCACGAAAAAAACUAACGAACUGCUGAAAAAGUUUCGCAGUGUGCUGAACAAACUGACGCCAGAUAAUUUUAGCGUUCUUGUAGAGCAAGUGAAGACGUAUGAGAUUGAUUCCGAGGAACGUUUGGAUGGGUGCAUUAAAAUUCUUUUCGAGAAGGCAAUUAUGGAGCCCAAUUUUACGGACACUUACGCACAAAUGUGCAAGGAACUAGGAACUAUUAUUAAAAUUGAAACGAAUGACAACCAGCAACCUAAUUUCAAACGAAAACUAAUUACUCAGUGCCAACGUGAGUUUGAGAAACAUCACACGGAUUCAAAGCAGAAUGGCAGCGAGAUGGAAAAAUCGAAAACAAACUCAGAAGAGGAAAGAACUGAUGAAAUCGAUGAGCUUCAGUAUGAAUUAGAAGAGAAGAAUACCAAAAUUCGGAGGCGAGCUAUGGGCACAAUCCGCUUUAUUGGAGAACUUUUCAAACAGGAACAGUUGACAUGUAAAAUUAUGUACACGUGCAUUAACAUAUUACUGAGCGAAACCAUGCUGGACGAGGAGUCUCUUGAGUGUCUUUGCAAACUGCUCACAACGAUUGGAGGACGAAUGGAGAAAGAUCCCGUGCAGGAUUCACAGGGUUUGCAAUAUUGCUUCUUGCGCUUGCAGGAGAUCGCAGAUAGGAAGUCCACACUGCAGGUGUGCAAUCGAAUCCGUUUCAUGAUACUUGAUCUGAUCGAACUGAGAAAAAAUAACUGGCAACCCAGGAGGGUGCAGGCGGCCCCAAAAACCAUGGAAGAAAUCCAGAAAGAGGUUGAAACGGAAGAGAAUAAAAACAGAAUUCUGAACUUUGUGCUUUCCGGCCCUGGGCGUGGAGGAAAUAACCGUCAAGGCGGUGAUCGCGAUCGCGAUCGUGAUCGUGAUCGCAAUCGCGGUGGGGAUGGCGGAAGUGCGUCCAAGAAUAAACAACGCUUCGUAGAUGAUGACGGAUUCAUGCAAACGGGAUCAAAUAAAACGGCACGUCCACUGCCAACAUUCGAUCCUAAAAAAUUGAACUUAACGCAAAAAUCUCCUGAAAUGACUCGUCUGGGAUCGGCAUCCAUGUUCCAGUGCUGGGGAAAGAAUAACGCAUUCGCAACUCUAAACGAUGAACAGCAGAGUACACCACCGCCCAGUUUCUUCGGCCCAGGAGGCAUUGGGAGUGGAGGGUCCGGAGGAAAUAGCAGUCAAUCGUCUGGCGGCGGCGGCGGUGGCGGUGGUGGUAAUAAAGGUGGUGGAGGUGGUUAUGGUGGAGGGAACAAAAAAUCCGUUGGAGGUGGCGGCGGUAGUGGUGGAGGCGGAGGCGGUAAGAAGCCACUUUAUUAUGGAAGAAAUAGCAGUCGAUUCUGAUAAUAGGCCGAGUGUUGUGAAAACAUGGACAUGGAUCAGUUUAGAAGUUUAUUUUCUAAUUUUUUAAGAUGGUUUUCGUUAUAUAUUUUUGAGAAGAUAAAACGACUUAGAAUGAAAGCAAACACGCCUUGUUCUAUUUCACAUACCGGGCGAAACCCUGCUGCAAUCUGAUUAUCGAAGUUUGAAAGCACAGUUUGUAUCUUCUAUAUGGAGUGAGCAUUUUGCUGGUCUGAUUGCCAAAAAUGCCACUUGUAAGGGUGCAUCUAGUUUAAAACAGUAACAUUUUUGUUGAUAGAUUUUUCUUUUGUAUACUCUCACAAAUAUCAUUUUUAUAUACCGUUAUUUAGUACGAUGAAAUUCCUAUACAAGUUUAUGGACUCAACAGAAAAUGACGCUGUUCUGCGAUUAACUGUAAAGCAGUGAAGCAAAUUGUCGGUAGUGUAUAACAGUUAGUUAGAAUUCACAGUUCAUAAAUAGGAGCCUCACUAGUGACACAAUAACUGAACAGCCAAUAUUACUAACUGAAGUUCCUUUUUGCAAUAUUUGGUGAGCUGAGAACGUGAGAAACAUAUUGAAUGCUGCAAAACUUCUGCAGAGACUUAACUGCGAGAGAAUCACAACAAAUAAUAAUACGAACAAUGAAUGUAGAAGGGCAAGAAAAAUGAGCGUGAAUUGAGAUUAACAAACGAAAAAAAAAAUUGAAUAUAUAUGUAUGUGAUUAACAACUGAAACUGAAUUAUAGUCAAGGUAUGCUAAUCGUUCAAUGAAAUUAAUCUGGCGAGUAGAAAAGCUAAUCAAUGAAUAGAUUACGAUAGUUUGUCAUUCUUGUCGCCAAUUGAUGCGCUGUAGUGGAGUGGAAUAGUCUAGAAUAGAAUAUAAUAGAAACGCAGUGAAGUAAGAUUGGAAUAUCUGGAAAAGUUGGUGUUGGAAGUUACACAACCAAGACCUUCAAGACAUGCUUUAUGGGAGCGAUUUAAAUUUAAAAGUUAUUAAAUAUAGGAAACAUGAUACUACCUUAAGACAAGCUGCGGGAAAACAAGUAUUCAUGCUCAACACACAGAUAGAUGGUUUAACCAUAUUGCCGACAAAUAUGGUAAGCCCUGAAACAAUAUAGUAAAUAAUAAAUUUUAAAAUUAAUAUUCUUUAGAUAUUGAGAUGGGGACAUAUAGAUACUUUUACCAUUGAAUUGUGUAGAAUCACGUGUAUCUUUUUUUCUAGUUAUACAUAAAUCAACGUAUAAGCAGUUAUGUAAAGAAGGGACAAGAAAGAAUCCAUUAUCCUGGAGAACCAAA
Toxorhynchites rutilus septentrionalis is the source of this 4129-nucleotide messenger RNA. Its product is annotated as eukaryotic translation initiation factor 4 gamma 3-like. Gene Ontology annotation, cellular component: eukaryotic translation initiation factor 4F complex. The transcript has 4 exons. Bases 789 to 2837 code for a protein of 682 amino acids. Lineage: Eukaryota; Metazoa; Arthropoda; Insecta; Diptera; Culicidae. Gene Ontology annotation, molecular function: protein binding; mRNA binding; translation initiation factor activity. The record is from RefSeq and is a predicted model, not a curated record.